GAUCACCCAGGUGACACUAGAGCUUGUCGCGAGCGUGUCAAUCGCUCGACCUUACCGCACAAGAUGGCGAUGGUGCCAUACGACCGCGACACAUUUUCACGCAUGUACGAGAUGAAUCUCACAGGGACGUCAGACGAUGGAUGGGCAAGUGACCACAACAACGGUCCAACGGUUUCAGAUCGUCUUCAAACACUGCUGCAAAGUGCUCGCGAGGCCAACAUUACUGCGAAACAGCAGCCGCCAGAAGACUUUUUAGCACGUCUACGCCAGGAGCAGGAGAAUACAACUGCAGCACACGAGAAGGACAUCAAGCUCGCUUUGACUCAAUUGAUCAGCACCAUACGCUUGAACGCUCUGGAAAAUCGCAUCGGCUUCCAAAGUGAGGCAGCACUCGUAUCGCAAGCAACCCAAACCUACGGCGAGUCCCCGUACUUUCAGGUAUUACUUGCCAAAGCAACCAACGAGGCAUACCAGCGCGGUUUUGAAGCUGGCACAGAGGAAGGGAUCAGAAUAGGAGCCGAACAAGGCAGAAUGACGGGGAUGUCAGAUGGUCUGGCCGCUGGAAGGAGGCUAGGUCGAGCCGAGAGUCUGAAGCAAGGGAGGAAGGUGGACCUCCAGCGCGUGAUCGAGAUCGGGAAGCAGAACGGAGUGGAUGAGGGCGUCCCUGAAGAAACUAAAGGGAGAACUAGCGAGAUGAUACAGCAGGACGAAGAUAUCAUUGCGACUUUUGGUCCGACAAAGAAGCCGGUUGCGGUCAAAGUGCCUCUUGUUUCUCCUGAAUCACUACCGAACCCCGAUACGAAGGAGAAGAUGAAGCCAGCUAUUGACCCAUUCCAGUCUCUACUGGGACUAGCACGGAUGAGAUAGAGUGAAUAGAGGCAUAAGAGGAUGAUCUACAUAUUAGCCCGGC
Molecule: messenger RNA, 910 nt
Organism: Cucurbitaria berberidis CBS 394.84
Lineage: Eukaryota; Fungi; Ascomycota; Dothideomycetes; Pleosporales; Cucurbitariaceae
Exons: 3
Coding region: 64-867 (267 amino acids)
Source: RefSeq, a predicted model, not a curated record